AGGGGAGGGUGAUGGAGGGGGGCAGCCUGUGUGAAGGAGUGGCUCACUUCUACAAACAUGGCGCCACGGCUGGAUGUGAACGGUGUAAAUGUGUAACAAGGUGCCUGCCCCUCCCUCAUCCACCCUCCAUCCCUCCUACUCUCAUCUGCUGUUGGGGAUACGAUCCAAAGAGGAGAGAGAAGCCGGGGAGAGCCUUGCCUCCUUGUCACUCUCUCACAACACCGUGAGAGCACAGGACGCAUGCUGUCCUCCAGUACACCCACACACACUAGCACGGAGAGUGAGAGACACUGAGGCAGAGUGCGAAAGAGAAAGAGGGGUACAGGAACGAGGAAACUAAAAGAGGGAGGGACAUAGCAAAGCCAAAUCCUGACGGGAGAAAACUGAAGGGUUUUCUGUUUUCUCCUGAGGAGCUGCGAAUAACCCUCGGUGAAAGAUGGCAGAAGGGGGAGAGGGAGAGGAGGAGAUUCAGUUCCUGCGAACGGAUGACCAGGUAGUUCUGCAGUGCACUGCCACCGUCCUGAAGGAACAGAUUAAACUGUGUCUCUCCUGCGAGGGCUUCGGGAACCGUCUCUGCUUCCUUGAAACCACAUCCAACGCUCAGAAUGUGCCCCCAGACCUGGCCAUAUGUUCCUUCAUUCUGGAGCAGUCUCUCUCAGUCCGUGCUCUGCAGGAGAUGCUGGCCAACACCGUGGAGAUGACCGAGGCAGUCGAUUUGGACAAAUGGUCGUCCCAGGGUGGAGGUCACCGCACUUUACUGUAUGGUCAUGCCAUCCUUUUGAGACACCACCACUCAGGCAUGUACCUGAGCUGUUUGACUACAUCUCGGUCCCUCACGGACAAGCUGGCCUUCGAUGUAGGCUUACAAGAGGAUUCCACCGGUGAGGCAUGUUGGUGGACUAUUCAUCCAGCUUCUAAACAAAGGUCAGAAGGUGAAAAGGUCAGGGUGGGUGACGACCUCAUCCUUGUCAGUGUGUCCUCUGAGAGAUACCUGCAUCUGUCCUACGCCAGUGGAGAUCUCAUGGUGGACGCUUCCUUCAUGCAGACUCUUUGGAACAUGAAUCCAAUUAGUUCAGGCUGUGAACUAGCUGAGGGUUAUUUAACAGGAGGUCAUGUUCUCAGGCUUUUCCAUGGCCACAUGGACGAAUGUCUGGCCAUCGCUACACCAGAGGAAGGAGAAGAAAAGCGCAGGAUGGCUCAUUAUGAAGGCGGUACUGUGUGCAGUCAGGCUCGAUCCCUGUGGAGGCUGGAACCCCUCAGAAUCAGUUGGAGUGGUAGCCACAUGAAGUGGGGACAGUCUUUUCGUAUUCGCCACAUCACGACGGGCCGGUACCUGUGUCUUGAUGAGGAAAAGGGCCUCUUGGUGGUCGAUCCCGAGAAGGCGAACACCAAACUGUCUGCUUUCUGCUUCCGUGCUUCAAAGGAGAAGGUGGAGGUGGCUCAGAAGCGUGAUGUUGAGGGGAUGGGCAUUCCAGAGAUUAAGUAUGGAGAGUCCAUGUGCUUUGUCCAGCAUGUGUCUACAGCCCUGUGGCUCACAUAUGCUGCCCUGGAUGCUAAAGCUGCUCGUUUGGGAAUGAUGAAAAGGAAGGUUAUUCUGCACCAAGAGGGCCAUAUGGACGAUGCCUUGACUGUGUCCCGCUCUCAGACUGAAGAGUCACAGGCUGCUCGAAUGAUUUACAGCACCACAGGCCUCUUCAGGCAGUUCAUCAAUGGAUUGGACUCCCUCAGUGGGAAGAACAAGUCACCAGGGACAGGAUCACUUCCUCUGGAGUCGGUCAUCCUCUCUCUUCAGGAUCUCAUCUUCUACUUUCGCCCACCUGAGGAGGAACUGGAACACGAAGAGAAACAGACCAAGCUCCGCUCUCUCCGCAACCGGCAGAACCUCUUCCAGGAGGAGGGAAUGAUAACCAUUGUGCUGGAGUGCAUUGACCGCCUGAACGUAUACAACACUGCUGCCCACUUUUCUGAAUUUGCGGGAGAGGAGGCUGCUGAGUCCUGGAAGGAGAUUGUCAACCUCCUUUAUGAGCUGCUGGCUUCUCUGAUCAGGGGUAACCGAUCAAAUUGUGCAUUGUUCUGUGACAAUCUCGACUGGUUGGUCAGCAAGCUGGACCGUCUGGAGGCCUCCUCAGGUAUUCUUGAGGUGCUGUACUGUGUCUUAAUUGAAAGCCCCGAGGUUCUGAACAUCAUCCAGGAGAACCACAUCAAAUCCAUCAUCUCUCUCUUGGACAAACAUGGAAGGAACCAUAAGGUGCUGGAUGUCUUGCGCUCUCUUUGUGUGUGUAACGGUGUAGCUGUGAGGUCCAACCAGAACCUCAUCACUGAAAAUCUACUUCCAGGUCGUGACCUCUUGCUACAGACCAGCAUUGUAAACUAUGUCACCAGUGUAAGGCCCAACAUCUUCUUGGGUACAUGUGAGGGGUCAACACAGUAUAAGAAGUGGUACUAUGAGGUGAUGGUAGACCAUGUGGAAGCCUUUGUGACAGCACAGGCGAGUCACCUGCGGGUAGGCUGGGCUUUGACUGAAGGUUAUAGCCCCUAUCCUGGAGGAGGAGAAGGCUGGGGUGGUAAUGGUGUGGGAGAUGACCUCUACUCAUAUGGCUUUGAUGGACUGCAUCUGUGGUCAGGUACUGUGGCCCGCCAGGUGGCUUCGCCCAGUGCACAUACACUGGCUGCCGAUGAUGUUGUAAGCUGCUGUCUGGAUCUCAGUGUGCCCAGUAUCUCCUUCCGUAUUAAUGGCCACCCAGUUCAGGGAAUGUUUGAAAACUUUAAUGUUGAUGGCCUCUUCUUUCCUGUCAUUAGCUUUUCUGCUGGGGUCAAGGCUCGGUUCCUCCUCGGUGGUCGUCAUGGGGACUUUAAAUUCAUGCCCCCACCUGGUUAUGCGCCAUGCUACGAGGCUUUGUUGCCUAGAGAGAGGAUGCGUAUUGAACAUAUCAAGGAGUACAAGCAUGACUUUAAUGGUGUGCGCAAUCUUCUGGGUCCUACUCUGUCCCUCACUCAUACAUCUUUCACCCCCUGCCCUGUGGACACAAUUCAGAUUGUCUUGCCACCCCACUUGGAACGUAUCCGAGAAAAACUGGCAGAGAAUAUUCACGAACUCUGGGCUAUCACUCGUAUUGAGCAGGGCUGGACCUAUGGGAUUUUUAGGGAUGACAACAAGAAACUCCACCCCUGUCUGGUGGACUUCCAAAGUCUGCCUGAACCAGAGAAGAACUACAAUCUGCAGAUGUCUGCUGAGACUCUCAAGACUCUCCUAGCACUGGGUUGCCAUGUUGGUAUGGGUGAUGAGAAAGCGGAGGAGAAUCUAAAGAAAAUCAAGCUUCCCAAGACCUAUGUGAUGAGCAACGGAUACAAGCCUGCCCCGCUUGAUCUCAGCCAUGUCAAGCUGACACCAAACCAGAAUCAGCUUGUAGAAAAACUGGCAGAAAAUGGGCAUAAUGUUUGGGCGAGGGACCGAGUACGGCAAGGAUGGACCUACAGCAUUGUCCAGGACAUUGUUAAUAAGCGUAACCCUCGUCUGGUACCUUACAACCUGCUGGAUGAGAGAACUAAGAAAACCAACCGAGACAGCGUUAACAACGCUGUCCGUACACUCAUUGGCUAUGGCUACAACAUUGAGCCUCCAGAUCAGGAGAGCACUGGCCAUGGCCUUGAGAACACCCGUGGGGACAAGGUGCGAAUCUUCAGGGCAGAGAAGUCGUAUGCUGUCACCCAAGGAAAGUGGUACUUUGAGUUUGAGGCAGUCUCAACGGGGGAGAUGAGAGUGGGCUGGGCACGUCCUAAUGUCCACUCUGACACUGAACUGGGAGCAGAUGAAUUGGCCUACGUCUUUAAUGGCAAUAAGGCCCAGCGGUGGCAUAUUGGCAAUGAACCAUUUGGCCGCCAGUGGCAGUCUGGUGAUGUCGUUGGCUGUAUGAUAGACCUGACUGAGAUGAACAUCAUGUUCACACUCAAUGGAGAAAUGUUGAUCAGUGACUCAGGCUCAGAGAUGGCUUUCAAAGAUAUUGAAAUUGGGGAUGGUUUUAUUCCAGUGUGUACCCUGGGUCUAUCUCAGGUUGGAAGGAUUAAUCUUGGUCAAGAUGUCAGCAGCCUGCGCUAUUUUGCCAUUUGUGGCCUGCAGGAAGGAUUUGAACCUUUUGCCAUCAAUAUGAAGCGAGACAUCACCAUGUGGUUCAGUAAAAGUUUGCCCCAGUUUGGGCCUGUGCCUGCUGAUCACAACCAUAUUGAGGUCUCCCGUGUUGACGGGACCGUGGACAGCGCCCCCUGUCUGAAGCUGACGCACAAGACGUUUGGGUCGCAGAAUGCCAACACUGAUAUGAUGUUCCUUAGACUCAGCAUGCCUGUGCAGUUCCAUGAGACCUUUAAGAUCCCGGCAGGUACCACCCCUCUCACCCGUGCCCUUACUAUACCUGAGGAGGAAGUCGCAGUGGUAGAACCUGACUCAGAGUUUGAAGUUUUGAAAAAGUCUGCCAGUCGCAAGGAGCAGGAAGAGGACAAGAAGGACCCCUCUGUGCCUAAGGAGAUCUCCGUGGAAAAUGAGAAGGACACAAUGUCAGAAAAGGGAAAGAAAAAAGGAUUUUUCUCCAAAGCCAAGAAGGCAGCCAUGACACCUCUUGCCCCUCCUCCUGCUCCUCCAACGGUGCCACGUUUGGUGGAAGACGUGGUCCCUGAUGACAGAGAUGAUCCUGAGAUCAUCCAAAAUACCACCACUUAUUACUACUCUGUGAGGAUCUUUGCUGGGCAGGAGCCGUCUGGUGUUUGGGUUGGCUGGGUCACUCCUGAUUACCACAUGUAUGAUCAAAACUUUGACCUCUCCAAGGUCCGCAGUGUCACUGUCACAGUGGGAGAUGACAGAGGCAACAUACAUGACAGCAUGAAGCACAGUAAUUGUUACAUGGUGUGGGGAGGGGACCUGGUCAGCAAUCAACAGACCCGCUUUAGCCAGGAGGACAUGGUGAUUGGCUGCCUUGUUGAUCUGGCAACAGGUCUAAUGACUUUUAUGGCAAAUGGAAAGGAGAUUAAUACUUUCUACCAGGUGGAGCCGAACACCAAACUCUUCCCUGCAGUUUUCGUUCAGCCGUUCAGUCAGAACAUGGUGCAGCUAGAGUUGGGCAAACUCAAGAACAUCAUGCCUAUCUCAGCUGCGAUGUUCCACAGUGAACGUAACAAUCCAGUCCCUCAGUGCCCCCCGAGGCUGGAUGUCCAGAUGCUGACUCCAGUUAUCUGGAGUCGUAUGCCAAAUCACUUCCUCAAACCAGAGAUGGGCAAAGUAAAUGAGCGGUUAGGCUGGAUGGUGGAGUGUGUUGAACCUCUCAUCAUGAUGGCACUGCACAUCCCAGAGGAGAACAGAUGUAUUGAUAUCCUGGAGCUGUCAGAGCGUCAGGAUCUGAUGAAGUUCCACUAUCAUACACUCAUGCUCUACUGUGCUGUGUGCGCACUUGGGAACAACCGAGUGGCUCAUGCAUUAUGCAGUCAUGUGGAUGAAUCCCAGCUUUUCUAUGCUAUUGAGAACACCUACCUACCUGGACCUCUUCGCAGCGGCUUCUAUGAUCUGCUUAUCAGCAUUCAUCUGGAAUCAGCAAAACGGGCACGCUUGGGAACCAACAGGGAAUUCAUCGUUCCCAUGACCGAAGAGACCCUCAGCAUCAAGCUCUAUCCUGAUGCAAUAAAAGCCCACUCCUUACCUGGUGUUGGUCUCACUACCUGCUUACGGCCAAAGCUGCAUUUCUCAUCCAUCAAUUUUGUUGGCACAGACCCUGAUUUGUACACCAUUAGUCCUGUCUUUCCUCUACAGGAGCUGAAAACAAAGGCGAUUAACAUGUUACGAGAGGCUGUGCUGGAUGGUAGCCAGGCCAUGCGGGAUCCAGUAGGAGGCAGUGUAGAGUUCCACUUUGUCCCAAUCUUGAAGCUAAUCAGUACACUGCUUAUUAUGGGCAUCUUCAAUGAUGAUGACACCAAGCACAUUCUCAAGAUGAUCGAUCCCAAUGUUUUCAGUGGAAAGGAAGGGGAGGAAGCUGAAGAGGGUGGAGCUGCUGAAGGAGAAAUUGAGGAAAAGAAGGAGGAGGAAUCGGAAGAAGCAGCCGAAGACGAGCUUGAGGAUGAAGGGGUUGGGGAUGAGGAAGAGGAGGAGCUAAAAGAGCUGGAGAAACGAGAGGGUGGGGAGGAAGAGGCUGAGCCCAAGGAAGAAGGAGAAGAGGAGGAAAAGGACAAAGAAGAGGCUAAGAGAGGAAAGGUAGAUGGAGAGAAAGCAGAGGAAGAGAAGGAGUCAGAGGCAGUGGAAGCAGAAGCACAGGAGGAAGACGAGGGUCUGGAGGAAGGACUGCUACAGAUGACGCUGCCAGAGUCUGUCAAACUGCAGAUGUGCACACUCCUGCAGUACUUCUGCGAUUGCGAGCUGAGACACAGGGUGGAAGCCAUUGUAGCAUUCUCAGACCAGUUUGUCCAUGAUGUUAAGAGCAAUCAACGUGUCCGUUACAACCAGCUAAUGAGAGCCUUCACCAUGUCAGCUGCUGAGACUGCACGCAAGACCCGGGAGUUCCGCUCGCCUCCACAGGACCAGGUUCUUAUGCUAACGAACUUCAAACACUUGGAGGAUGAAGAUUCUCCAGUUCCCGAGGACGUGCGGGAAACACUGGCAGAAUUCCACAAUGACCUCUUGCUUCACUGUGGUAUACAUAUUGAGGAGGAACCAGAGGAGGAGGAGGUGGACACUUCACUGAGGGGCAGACUUGUUAGUCUGGUAGACAAGGUUAAAAGCCUCCGUAAGAAGAAGGAGGAGGAGGAAAAGCCAGAGGUGGAGGAAGAAGCAAAACCCAGCACCCUUCAGGAGCUGAUCUCCCACACCAUGAUCCACUGGGCUCAGGAGUCUUUUGUUCAGAACCCUGAGCUGGUGCGACUGAUGUUCAGCCUUCUACACCGACUGUACGACGGUCUUGGCGAGCUGAUCCGAGCACUGCCCAAAGCAUAUGCCAUCAAUGCCGUGUCCGUUCAGGACACCAUGGAACUACUUGAGUGUUUGGGACAGAUCCGAUCACUGCUCAUCGUCCAGAUGGGUCCUGAAGAGGAGCGGCUUAUGAUCCAGAGCAUUGGAAAUAUCAUGAAUAACAAGGUGUUCUACCAACACCCCAAUCUGAUGAGAGCUCUGGGUAUGCAUGAGACUGUGAUGGAAGUGAUGGUCAACGUGUUAGGUGGAGGAGGAGAUUCGAAGGAGAUUCGAUUCCCCCAAAUGGUGACCAGCUGCUGUCGUUUCCUGUGUUACUUCUGCCGUAUCAGCCGACAGAACCAGCGUUCUAUGUUUGACCAUCUGAGCUACCUGUUGCAGAACAGCGGCAUCGGCUUGGGCAUGCGUGGAUCCACACCCCUGGAUGUGGCUGCAGCCUCCUGUAUUGACAAUAACGAGCUGGCCUUGGCUUUACAAGAGCAGGAACUGGAAAUGGUGGUGACAUACUUGGCAGGCUGUGGACUGCAGAUGUGUCCAAUGCUCUUGUCUAAGGGCUACCCUGACAUUGGCUGGAAUCCUUGUGGCGGAGAGAGAUACCUGGAUUUCCUCCGCUUUGCUGUCUUCGUUAAUGGAGAAAGCGUGGAAGAGAAUGCCACCGUUGUGGUGCGUCUGCUCAUCCGUCGCCCUGAGUGCUUUGGCCCAGCCCUGAGAGGAGAGGGUGGUAAUGGCCUGCUGGCUGCAAUGGAGGAGGCCAUCAAGAUAUCAGAGGAUCCGGCAAGAGAUGGGCCCACUGUUAAGAAAGACAGGCGCUUCAUGUUUGGUGGUGAGGAACAGCACGAGGAGAACCGUGUGCAUCUGGGAAAUGCCAUCAUGUCCUUUUACUCGGCUCUCAUUGAUCUGCUGGGUCGCUGUGCCCCAGAGAUGCAUCUGAUCCAAGCGGGUAAGGGUGAAGCUCUAAGAAUCAGGGCCAUCCUGAGGUCUCUGGUGCCUAUAGAGGACCUGGUUGGAGUAAUCAGCUUACCUGUGCAGAUUCCAGCAUAUGGCAAAGAUGGCCAGAUUAUUGAGCCCAAGAUGUCUGCCAGUUUUGUGCCAGACCACAAGGCCUCCAUGGUGCUCUUCCUCGACAGAGUGUACGGUAUUGAUAACCAGGACUUCCUGCUUCAUGUGCUUGAGGUUGGCUUCUUGCCUGACAUGAGAGCUGCAGCUUCUCUGGAUACGGCGGCAUUCAGCACAACUGAAAUGGCCUUGGCUCUGAACCGCUACCUCUGUUCGGCUGUACUGCCUCUUCUUACAAAGUGUGCGCCAUUGUUUGCUGGAACAGACCACCGGGCCAUCAUGAUCGACUCCAUGCUCCACACAAUUUAUCGCCUGUCUCGUGGCCGAGCCCUUACCAAGGCUCAGAGGGAUGUUAUAGAGGAGUGUCUCAUGUCCCUCUGCAAAUACCUUCGACCCUCUAUGCUGCAGCAUUUGCUUAGGCGGCUGGUGUUUGACGUACCCAUCCUCAAUGAAUAUGCAAAGAUGCCUCUCAAGCUGCUGACCAAUCACUAUGAGCGCUGUUGGAAGUACUACUGCUUGCCAAAUGGAUGGGCGAACUUUGGGGUGACUUCUGAGGAGGAGCUGCAUCUUUCUCGAAAACUCUUUUGGGGAAUCUUCGAAUCGUUGGCACACAAGAAAUUUGAUGCAGAGCUCUUCAAGAUUGCCAUGCCCUGCCUCUGUGCUAUAGCUGGAGCCAUCCCCCCUGACUAUGUGGAUGCCAGCUACUCCUCUCACACUGAGAAAAAGGCCUCUGUGGAUGCUGAAGGCAACUUUGAUCCAAAACCAGUAGAGACCACCAACACUAUCAUCCCAGAGAGACUGGAUCCUUUCAUCAACAAGUAUGCAGAACACACUCAUGAUAAAUGGGCUUUUGAAAAGAUUCAGAACAACUGGACGUAUGGAGAGGUGCUAGAUGAGAAUGCUAAGACUCACCCGAUGCUCCGGCCAUACAAAACAUUCUCUGAAAAGGACAAGGAGAUUUAUCGUUGGCCCAUUAAAGAAUCCGUCAAAGCUAUGCUAGCAUGGGAGUGGACCAUAGAGAAAGCAAGGGAUGGAGAAGGAGAAGUCGAGAAAAAGGCCGCCGCCACCACCGCCACGCGCAAAAUCUCUCAAACUGCUCAGGCCACUUAUGAUCCGAGUCACGGAUACAGCCCUCAGCCAGUAGACAUCUCAGGAAUGGCCCUCUCCAGAGAGCUGCAAUCUAUGGCUGAACAGCUAGCAGAAAACUAUCACAACACCUGGGGCAGGAAGAAGAAGUUGGAGCUACAGUCCAAAGGUGGUGGUACUCAUCCUUUGCUCGUGCCUUAUGACACAUUGACGGCUAAGGAGAAGGCCAGAGACAGGGAGAAAGCCCAGGAUCUGCUCAAGUUCCUCCAGCUUAAUGGAUACGCUGUGACGAGAGGUCUAAAGGAUAUGGAACAGGACAUCUCCUCCAUUGAAAAGCGUUUUGCUUAUGGCUUCCUUCAGAAGCUUCUUAAAUGGAUGGACAUUGCCCAGGAAUUCAUCGCUCAUCUUGAGGCUGUAGUUAGCAGCGGUAGAGUGGAAAAGUCACCACACGAACAAGAAAUCAAAUUCUUUGCCAAGAUCCUCUUGCCGCUGGUAAAUCAGUACUUCAAGAACCACUGCCUGUACUUUCUCUCCACUCCUGCCAAAGUAUUGGGCAGUGGAGGUCAUUCCUCAAAUAAAGAGAAGGAGAUGAUUGCGAGUAUCUUCUGUAAGUUGGCUGCUUUGGUGAGGCACAGAGUAUCUCUUUUUGGAACGGAUGCCCCUGCAGUGGUAAACUGCCUGCACAUUCUCUCACGAUCACUGGAUGCCAGGACUGUUAUGAAAUCAGGCCCUGAGAUUGUGAAAGCCGGCCUGCGUCAGUUCUUUGAGAGCGCUGCGGAUGACAUUGAGAAGAUGGUUGAAAAUCUGAAACUGGGCAAGGUGUCCAGUCGAAACCAGGUUAAGGGUGUAGCACAGAAUAUCAACUACACCACCACUGCCCUGCUGCCAGUCCUCACUUCACUGUUUGACCACAUUGCCCAACACCAGUUUGGUGAUGAUGUCAUGAUGGACGACUUGCAGAUAUCCUGCUAUCGUCUAAUGUGCAGCAUCUACUCUUUGGGCACUGUGAAGACUCCACAUGUGGAGAAACAGCGACCAGCUCUUGGCGAGUGUUUGGCCCACUUAGCAGCUGCUAUGCCGGUAGCCUUUCUUGAACCAGUGCUAAAUGAAUUCAACUCAUUUUCUGUUUACACGACCAAGACUCCUAGAGAGAGAGCGAUUCUUGGUCUUCCCAAUCAAGUAGAAGAGCUGUGUCCUGACAUCCCAGAACUGGAGAUUCUGAUGAAAGAGAUCCAUGACCUGGCUGAGUCUGGAGCUCGCUACACAGAAAUGCCCCAUGUGAUUGAGAUCACCUUGCCCAUGCUGUGCAACUAUCUCCCGCGCUGGUGGGAGAGAGGCCCAGAGAACUUCCCCGAGCAGGACGGCCAGCUCUGCACCGCUGUCACCUCCGAGCAACUCAACCAGCUGCUGGGUAGCAUCAUGAAGAUUGUGGUUAACAACCUGGGUAUAGAUGAAGCCUCUUGGAUGAAAAGAUUAGCAGUGUUCGCUCAGCCCAUUGUCAGCAGGGCUAAACCAGAGAUGCUUAAAUCCCACUUUAUCCCAACCAUGGAAAAGCUGAAGAAGCGUGCAGCAAAGGUGGUGGCAGAGGAGGAUCAUCUGCGCAUGGAGGGCAAAACAGAGGUGGACAGCGAAAACGGGACCAUUCGAGAUGAGUUUGCUGUACUCUGUCGGGACUUGUACGCUCUCUACCCUUUGCUCAUUCGCUACGUGGACAACAACAGGGCAAGGUGGCUGACUUGUCCAGACCCAGAUGCAGAGGAGCUUUUCAGGAUGGUGGGUGAGGUCUUCAUUUUCUGGUCCAAAUCCCACAACUUCAAGAGGGAGGAGCAGAACUUCGUGGUGAUGAAUGAGAUCAACAACAUGUCCUUCCUGACUGCUGACAGUAAGAGCAAGAUGAGCAAGUCUGGCAGCUCAGAGCAGGAGCGUACCAAGAAGAAGCGACGGGGGGACCGCUACUCUGUGCAGACCUCCCUAAUUGUAGCAGCGCUAAAGAAGAUGCUUCCCAUCGGCCUCAAUAUGUGCUCUCCUGCAGACCAGGAACUCAUCAACCUUGCCAAGAUCAGAUACUCACUGAAAGACACAGAUGAAGAGGUGAGGGAAUUCUUGCACAACAACCUGCAUCUGCAAGGCAAGGUAGAGGACCCAGCAAUGCGCUGGCAGAUGUCUCUUUAUAAAGAGAUGUCUGGGAAAGCAGAAGAUGCCGAUGAUCCGGAGAAGGUGGUGAAGAGAGUACAAGAGGUGUCUGCUGUCCUUUACCACAUUGAAGUGACUGAACAUCCCUUCAAGUCAAAGAAAAUGGUUUGGCACAAGCUGCUGUCUAAACAGCGUCGCAGAGCUGUGGUGGCCUGUUUCAGGAUGACGCCUCUGUACAACAUCACCACGCACAGGGUAACCAACAUGUUCUUGGAUGCAUACAAACGCAACUGGUUAGAAACCGAGGGUUACUCAUUUGAAGACAAGAUGAUUGAUGACUUAUCAAAAACCAUGGAAGAAGAGGAGGAAGAGGAAGAGGAGACUGAGACGAAGCCUGACCCCCUUCAUCAGCUGAUUCUUCAUUUCAGCCGCACAGCUCUUACAGAAAAGCUUAAACUUGAUGUUGACCAUCUCUAUAUGUCAUAUGCUGAUAUUAUGGCAAAGAGCUGCCACAUUGGUGAGGAGGACGAAGGGGGAGAACAGGAGGGGGAGGAGCCAUCCUUUGAGGUGCGACAGACAGAGAUGGAAAAGGAGAUGGAGAAACAGAGGCUCUUGUACCAGCAGUCCCGUCUGCACAACCGUGGUGCUGCAGAGAUGGUGCUGCAAAUGAUCAGCGCCUGUAAAGGUGAACCUGGAGCCAUGGUUUCUUCUACACUCAAACUGGGAAUCUCCAUCCUCAAUGGAGGCAACAGUGAUGUACAGCAGAGGAUGCUGGACUAUCUGAAGGAUAAAAAGGAUGUGGGGUUCUUCCUUAGCAUUCAGUCUCUGAUGCAGACCUGCAGUGUUUUGGACUUGAACGCUUUUGAGAGACAGAACAAGGCUGAGGGACUUGGGAUGGUUUCAGAAGAAGGCACCAAUAAGAAGCUAGAACGUGAUGAGAAAGUGAUGGCAGACGAUGAAUUUACAUGUGACCUCUUCCGCUUCCUUCAACUUCUUUGUGAGGGCCACAAUAAUGAUUUUCAGAACUACUUAAGGACUCAGACAGGCAGCACAACUACUAUAAAUGUCAUCAUCUGCACUGUGGACUACCUUCUUCGACUCCAGGAGUCCAUUAGUGACUUUUACUGGUACUACUCAGGAAAAGACAUAAUUGAUGAGCCUGGCAAGAGGAAUUUCUCCAAAGCAAUGACUGUGGCCAAGCAGGUCUUCAACAGCCUGACUGAGUACAUCCAGGGUCCCUGUACUGGGAACCAACAAUCUCUGGCCCACAGCAGAUUGUGGGACGCUGUUGUGGGCUUUCUACAUGUCUUUGCUCACAUGAUGAUGAAACUUGCUCAGAUGCACCCCGAUCCUGGACAGCGAAACGGCGAUCAUUUUUGGAGUAGAUCACACUCUGAGGACUCCAGUCAAAUUGGUCUCUUGAAGGAGCUUUUAGAUCUGCAGAAGGACAUGGUAGUGAUGCUUCUGUCACUGCUUGAAGGCAAUGUGGUGAAUGGUACCAUUGCCAGGCAAAUGGUUGACAUGUUGGUGGAGUCCUCCAGCAAUGUGGAGAUGAUCCUUAAGUUCUUCGACAUGUUCCUCAAGCUCAAGGAUAUAGUGGCAUCUGAUGCGUUCCGUGAUUAUGUGACUGAUCCACGUGGUCUUAUUUCAAAGAAGGACUUCUCCAAGGCCAUGGACAGUCAGAAGCAAUACUCUCCGUCUGAAAUCCAGUUCCUCCUCUCGUGCUCAGAGGCUGAUGAGAAUGAAAUGAUCAACUUUGAGGAGUUUGCUGAUCGUUUCCAGGAGCCAGCAAAAGACAUCGGUUUCAAUAUUGCUGUUCUGCUCACAAACCUGUCAGAGCAUGUACCCCAUGACACUCGCCUUCAGAACUUCCUGGAACAAGCAGAGAGCGUGCUCAACUAUUUCCGCCCUUUCCUUGGCCGUAUCGAGAUCAUGGGGGCCAGCAGGAAAAUCGAACGCAUUUACUUUGAAAUCAGUGAGGAGAACCGCAAUCAGUGGGAGAUGCCUCAAGUCAGAGAGUCCAAGCGGCAGUUCAUCUUUGAUGUGGUCAACGAGGGUGGCGAGAGUGAGAAAAUGGAGAUGUUUGUGAACUUCUGUGAGGACACCAUUUUUGAGAUGAACAUUGCUGCAUCUAUCUCUGAGCCAGAGGGAGAUGGUGCAGAAGAAGAAGAUGAUGAAGAAGAAGAGGAAGGUGGAGGAGAUGAAGGAGAGUCUGGAGAAGGAGAUGAAGGGAAUGGUGAGGGUGAAGCUCCGGAGUCGGCUUCUGCCUUUGCAGAGUUUCUGAAGAGCGUGGUUAACUUCUUUAACAUGUUCACCUUCCGUAACCUCCGGCGUCGAUAUCGCAAACUUCGAAAAAUGACGGUAAAGGACAUGAUUAUCGGCCUGGUUACAUUCGUCUACACUGUCGUGAUGGGCAUCCUGAUUUUUGUCUAUAGUAUAUGCAAGGGUUUCUUCACACUAAUAUGGAAGGCACUGUUUGGUGGAGGCUUAGUAGAGGGUGCCAAGAAGAUAACAGUAACAGAGAUCCUGGCCAGUAUGCCUGAUCCCACCCAAGAUGAAGUUCAUGGGGACCUACCGCCUGAACCGGGUGCUAGGGAAGUCCAAGAUGCAGAUGGAGUGGCAGACCUCAUAGAUGCCGUGGGUGGAGAGGAGGAAGAAGAGGAUGGUGAGGACAGAGAAGGUGGACGGUUGCCUGGCUUUAAUACUCCUGGGGGACUUGGAGACAUGGGAGAGACAACACCAGAAGAACCUCCGACUCCAGAGGGCACUCCACUGUUGAAGAGGAAACUGCUGGCUGCUGCAGUAGGAGGACAAGGAGAUGAAGAAAAGGUUGAACACGAAGAAGAGGCUCCUCAGGAGACCGAGAAAGCAGACACCGAGAAUGGUGAGAAAACAGAGAAAGCAGAGAAAGCAGAGAAGGCAGAGCCUGAACCCGAGGUAAAGGAGGAAGAGCCUGAGGAACAAGAAGAGAUAAGUGUGAAGACCAAAGUGAAGAAGGACAAGAAAUCUGAUAAGGAGGGCUUUAAACUGUGGAAUGAGCUGGAGGUUCAGAGGAUUAAAUUCAUGAACUACCUUUCUCGCAACUUCUACAAUUUACGUUUCUUGGCCCUGUUCAUUGCCUUCGCUCUCAAUUUCAUCCUGCUCUUCUACAAGGUGUCUGACACGCCUCCAGGUGAGGAGGAGUUUGAGGGUUCUGGUCUCUUUGAGGGUUCUGGGAUUUUUGAAGGUUCCGGUGCUGAGGAAGACGGAUCAGGAUUAGAUGACGGAGGGGAAGAUGAUGAUGAAGAAGGUCCUUUGUACUACUUUUUGGAAGAGAGCACUGGCUACAUGGAACCAGCAAUGGCUUUCUUUGGUAUUGUUCACACCAUCAUCUCCUUCCUCUGUAUCAUUGGCUACAACUGCCUGAAGGUCCCUCUGGUUAUCUUCAAAAGAGAGAAAGAACUGGCCAGAAAGCUGGAGUUCGAUGGCCUCUAUGUCACUGAGCAGCCUGAGGACGAUGACAUCAAGGGCCAGUGGGACAGACUGGUGCUCAACACUCCAACCUUCCCCAACAAUUACUGGGACAAGUUUGUGAAAAGAAAGGUUCUGGAUAAAUAUGGGGACAUUUAUGGCAGAGAGAGAAUUGCGGAGCUGCUUGGUAUGGACUUGGCUUCUCUUGAUGUCAGCGCCAUGAGCCAUGGAAAAAAGCCUGAACCUGACACCUCAAUGUUCAGCUGGAUAACAUCUAUUGAUAUCAAAUACCAGAUCUGGAAGAAUGGUGUGGUCUUCACUGAUAAUACUUUCCUCUACCUGGUUUGGUACAUGUUGAUGUCUCUGCUUGGGCACUACAACAACUUCUUCUUUGCUGCUCAUCUUGUUGACAUUGCAAUGGGCGUGAAAACCCUGCGCACGAUUUUGUCCUCCGUCACCCACAACGGCAAACAGCUGGUGAUGACAGUGGGUUUGCUGGCCGUGGUGGUGUACCUGUACACUGUGGUGGCCUUUAACUUCUUCCGCAAGUUCUACAACAUGAGUGAAGACGAGGAUGAGCCGGACAUGAAGUGUGAUGACAUGAUGACUUGUUACCUGUUCCACAUGUACGUUGGUGUGCGAGCUGGCGGUGGCAUAGGAGAUGAAAUUGAGGACCCAGCUGGUGAUGAAUACGAGCUUUACCGCGUUGUCUUUGACAUUACAUUCUUCUUCUUCGUUAUUGUCAUCCUGCUGGCUAUCAUCCAGGGUUUGAUCAUUGAUGCAUUUGGAGAGCUGAGAGACCAGCAGGAGCAAGUCAGAGAGGACAUGGAGACAAAGUGUUUCAUCUGUGGAAUAGGGAGUGACUACUUUGAUACGACGCCGCACGGCUUUGAGACACACACUUUAGAAGAGCAUAACUUAGCCAACUACAUGUUCUUCUUGAUGUAUUUAAUCAAUAAAGAUGAAACAGAACACACAGGACAGGAGUCAUAUGUGUGGAAGAUGUACCAGGAACGAUGCUGGGACUUCUUCCCUGCUGGAGACUGCUUCAGGAAGCAGUAUGAGGACCAGCUUGGAUAAAGUCAUGCAUCUUUACUCUGCAUCCAAUGGAGAAAGAGAGGAGAGAGAAGAUAUGAAAUUUUAAGAUCAAACAUAUCUAUGUCUUAGUUUUGUCCUUUGCCUGCACAGUUCUCUCCUCUGUUAAAGCUAUGCACACUUUGACUGCACUGUUGUACCACCUGCAGCAGAAUGUUGUUGGAGCUUAUUUAAGAAAGGGAGAGUAAUAACCGUGAGGCAUAAGAAGAUACAAGAAGCCAGGGGCCUUUUUAUUCUGCUAUGACUACACUACAUGGCCUUUUUGUGAAAUAUACAUAGUUUGCCUUGCAUAUCAGUUGUGUCUUUUCAAAUGGGGCUCUUUCGUCGCUACUGCUGUAAACGUUUUAGUGCCUAUAGCAAAGCCACUGCUUCAGCAAUCUCGUUUAGAUUUUCAGUUUCAACACUUUUCUUUGAGAUAUUUUAUUUAUAUUAUUUGUAAAAUUAGGAUUUUUUUUUUUGUACAUGGCUGCUGCUGACUGGUAUUACAUGUCUGAUUGUUGGUGUUUCUGCAAUAAAAGCAGCUCGCAGUCAUUUUUCUGAGAUCCUUGAGAGGGCAGUAAAGAUAUUUGGCCGCCUCUCACUCUUUUUUCUCUCAAAGCUUGUCUUCGGAGAAGCAAUCGUGAAUAGAAACUUCUGAACUGACUUGCCAAAAUAAAAAAACACACUGACAUCAGUACAUGGCAUGUACCGGUGUGAAUCAGCUGUACAGACGAACCUACUUGGCACUCUUAAGUCUUACAAUGCAUCCCUGAAUGUAUGUGGUGCCCAAUCUCUGCUGGUGUUUCCGUGCCAUAUAAGAUAUCGAUGAUGUACACACACAUACACUAUAAGAGGAUGCCAAGGUUAUUUAUUCUUUAUAUGCAGAUCAGAUCUUCUGAAGACGACCGUUUUAGCCCGUCUGUAUUUCUGGCCAACAGUCUGUUUUAUGACAUUUUAUGCACAAAUAAGUUUUUGUCAGUGCAUUAAAAUAAGUAAUGAAUGUAUCUAACGUAUACACUUUGGCCAAAGCGUCAUCUGUAUAACUGAGGAAUGACUAGGCUGCCUGGACGCUUUUUGAUGAAAAGACAUAUUUUACUUAAACCAUAGAUACAUAUAUUUAUUUUUAUUUGGGGCUUUGAGGGAUUUAAAUGACCCUUGCUACUUUGUUGGACACGUGUGUCCUGUUUGUGACAUCCUCAGUGGUGAAGAGAAAUGGUCUUACACAGGUUAUAUGCCCAGUUUGCAGUCAGAAGAGAAAGUUAGCUUUUGUUUUUGCUAGUUAGGUUUUUAUGAUCAGUAUUUUUAGGAAUUCAACAUAUGAAUUAUUUUCUCAAUUUAAAAAAGUCAUGUGUGAUGCAUUGAUCUCAGACCGUUCUGUCUCACUAUGCCUCCUCCUGAACACAUAAAAACUCAUUUACUCUCCAUCUUGUAUUUAAUGUUAUUAUAUGUCAAAUACAGAGCAGUAUUUUGGUUGCUGAUGACUCUGAAGUGUGCAUUUGCCGCUGUAGCCCUAUCAGAAGCAGUUGAUGUUAUGGAACUGAAUAGAGAUCACUACUUUCCACUUGACUGAGUGUCCUCUGACUGAACCCUGUGUUUCAAUACAGAAUAAACAGACUAUUUUAAGGAGAA
Molecule: messenger RNA, 17365 nt
Organism: Haplochromis burtoni (Burton's mouthbrooder)
Lineage: Eukaryota; Metazoa; Chordata; Actinopteri; Cichliformes; Cichlidae
Gene: ryr1b
Product: ryanodine receptor 1b (skeletal)
Exons: 108
Coding region: 437-15742 (5101 amino acids)
Biological process (GO): intracellular calcium ion homeostasis; calcium ion transmembrane transport
Cellular component (GO): calcium channel complex; sarcoplasmic reticulum membrane; smooth endoplasmic reticulum
Molecular function (GO): ryanodine-sensitive calcium-release channel activity; protein binding
Source: RefSeq, a predicted model, not a curated record